Messenger RNA from Diabrotica virgifera virgifera (western corn rootworm), 3348 nucleotides. Its product is annotated as leukocyte receptor cluster member 8 homolog. NCBI's taxonomy places the organism in Eukaryota, Metazoa, Arthropoda, Insecta, Coleoptera, Chrysomelidae. The transcript has 6 exons. Gene Ontology annotation, cellular component: nucleus. The record is from RefSeq and is a predicted model, not a curated record. The coding region runs from base 756 to 2951 and encodes 731 amino acids.
UCUAAUAAAAAACAUGUAAUCGUAUUUAUUUUCCUUCCGUUUAGUCAGAGGCGCUGAUGUCGGCAUUGUGAUUGGUGGAACAUGACUUUUGACAAAUCCUGCGCUAUCUGUGAAUCUGUAAUCUGUGUUCGUGUUCGUUCGUUCGUUGUCGUUCACUUAUUUUAUAUGGUCGGUUAUGUGAUGUGUUUGGUUGGUGUUUGUGUUUAGUUUGUGUCACCAUAAAAAGCUGAUAUUCAGUCGUGUUUUUUGAUAUUUUUGUUAUUUCAUAAUCGAGUACCUUUUUAAAGGUAAGUUUUUCUGAUUGUAGGUACUGUUUAUCCAACAGUUUUAAAAUACACAUUUUAUUUCGCGUUUUGUUGUUGGGUCUAAUGACCGAUCAGCUGUUGUAUGCAGCCGAUAAAUUCAACAAGUAAACAUAUAUUUAAUCGAAAUUAAAUACUCAUAUUUCUAUGUAAAAUGUCACAUUAUUGUAUAAAUAAAUAAUUAAGAAACAAAAGUUGUUUGUGUUUUACCUUUAUUGUCCACUUGAAUAAAAUAAUAUUAAAUAUUGGAAGUACCGUAUGGAGGCUAUGGUGUACCUAGCGUGGAGGCUAGAUAACGCUACCCUUCCUAUCCAAUCAACAGCAAGAACGUUUAAAAUUUCACACCUAUCAUGUCGAAGCUACAGACCACUUAUGUGGAGGCCAGAUUUGUAGUAUCCUUCCAAUUUUCCAGGUGCUGAAAUACGUGACAUAUUUUUUGAAGGGUCAUUAAAAAUGAAUGAUACAGAAUUAGCAUCAAUUCCACCUCCACCAGGUACCAUCGACAAUCCACCGUUGCCUCCAGAGCCACCUUCCAGUCCACCGCCGCCUCCGCCAGCUACAGAACAUCCUCAAACACCCAAUAUGUUUUUACCUAACCAAAAUUGGGCUAAUUACAAUAAUUAUAUGAAUUACUAUCAACAAUAUGCUCAAUUUUAUCCAUAUCUCUUUAUGUCAAGCCCCUAUCAAUCUUAUAACCAAUUUAAUAAAAAGGAUGAAUCUGUUCAGCCACCUUUGCCUCCAGGUUCUCCGAAUCCGCCAUUGCCCUCCCCUAUGUCUCAUAAUAUUAGAUCUCCUCUUUUGAAUUCGCCAAAGCAAUUUGGCCAUAUUCGGUUUCAGUUAAAUAGUAAACGGUUGCCUAAUCCUAAUAGUAAUCCCAUAAUGAAGUUACACUCUUCAACUAGUGGCGCUGCUAAGAAGAGAAGGAAAAGGAACAAGAAUAAUCAAAACAAUGCUGUCAAUAAUCAAAACUUGAAUAUGAAUAACACUCCUCCUCUGCCUCCACCGGAGUUAUCUCUUCCCAAACCUGCACCUCCUCCACCUGAACUUCCACCGGAACCACCAUUACCCCCUAUGCCGGUUGAUGUGAAUCCGCCAUUGCCUCCUCAAGAACCACAGGACUGUAUGGCACAGAAUGGAUUAUGUAAUCCUUCUGAAGAUUGGCCUGAAUCUCUCAAAGACUAUGUACUUCGCAGUUAUGCAAGAUGUAGGACUGAAUUUGAUAAAAAUCAAGUUCAAAUAAUUUUAAAAGGAAAAAUCACUCAAGCAUGCCAAAAUGGCCAACUUUAUAAAGAUUGGGGUAAAGAACCUCUACCUAAUAUUCACAGUGAUAGACAACCUUUCACUGGCCAGGUUAAAACUGUGCCGGGACAGUUGAGCCAAUUUCAGAACAAUAAAAAAGGGCUGUCACCUGGUUUGGGAGCUAGACUGGGUUCAAGAUCCAGUAUUGCAAGUACUUUGAGAGGAAAGAGUAAGUCUUCUUCUAGGUCUAGGUCUAGGUCACCCGUCCCAAGGAAGAAAUCAAGGUCGAGGAGUCCUAGGAAAAAUGGAUCUUACAGUGACACUUCUACCUCCAGCAGUGAAGAUAGCUACAAAAGCGAUUCAAAAUCUUCAAGAAGGAACAAGAACAAAAUGUCUGAUAGGUUAGGUGUCUCAAAGAAUAAAAAUCAAAAGUCAUCUAAGAAACAGAAACCAAAAGAUAAAAAAUCUAGUUUCUAUUCAACUUUCGGCAGUGAAGUUGAAGAAAAUAAAGAAGUCCUACAGCAAAGAGCUGCUAGGUUUAAUAACAACAAAUCUAAUACUAGUAAUGGAUAUGAUAAAAAUGCGAGUUUUGUUAUUGAUAAGUUUUCUGAUGAUAACAAUUUAAGUGCGAACUUUGACUGGUCGGAUGGUCACAUUGUGGGUACUUGUCAGGAUUUAGAAAAAUCAUUCCUUCGACUGACAAAAGCCGUAAAUCCUUGUGAAAUCCGGCCAAUCGAAGUCCUUAAAUUAUCGUUACAGAAUGUUAAGGAUAAAUGGAUACAGAAGCAGGAUUAUUUCUACGCCUGUGACCAACUGAAGUCCAUUCGUCAAGAUUUAACGGUCCAAGGAAUAAGGAACGAAUUCACUGUAGAAGUUUAUGAAACUCAUGCCCGGAUUGCCAUCGAAAAGGGAGAUCAUGAAGAAUUUAAUCAAUGUCAGGCUCAAUUGAUUUUGUUAUAUCAAAAUAUAGGGGGUUCUAAUCGUACUGAAUUUGUAGCUUACAGGAUUCUUUAUUAUAUAUUCGUCAAGAACACCCUAGAUAUCAUGACCGUCAUGAAAUCUCUCACAAAAGAAGAAAAGUCUGACGAAUGCAUAUCGUUUGCAUUAAAAAUUCGGUCGGCUUGGGGUUCGGGCAAUUUUCAUAAAUUCUUUUUUCUUUACUGUAGAGCUCCCUUCAUGACCGGCUACCUCUUAAACUGGUUCAUUGAAAGAGAGCGCAAAGAUUAUUUAAAAUGCAUUAUAAAAAGCUAUCGUCAGAGCGUUUCGAUCGACUUCCUGGUUCAAGAGUUGGCUUUCGAAAAUGUGGAGGAGUGUUUCGCGUUUUUAGAGCAGUUUUCUUUAGUUUUCGCCGAUUCGGAAAGGACUUUACUCGAUUGUAAGAGCAGUAUGUCGGCUCUUCCUUGUAUCUAGCCAUUCAGAUUACUCUGAUCGGUACAAAUUAUAUUUUCCCGUAUUGAGUUCUCACUUAUACUUAGUACAAGUGGUGAUUCAACAUUAUGGUUUCCAUCUGCGUGGAUGGCUUUAAUUAUUCUGGUAGAAAAAAAUCGUGGUCUGUUAGAAAUUCGUUAACAGACGGUUACUGGCCCUGGACGACGAGGAAUAGGAAAAGUGUCUACUCUGUUUAGUAAGCUUUGAAUCAAUCUUUUUGUUUAUCCAAACCAUGGUGAUAUUUGGUUGCUACAAACGAAGGUUCAUUUUUUAAUGAUUUUUUAAAAUAUUUUGUCAUGUUUUAGUGACAAUGGAGAUGUUGGUACAACUAAUGAUUGUAGUUAAUGUAUAUAUUUUUUUAUUAAAAUAAUUUAUUGAA